GUUCACCUCGCUUUUCAUAACUGAUGUACAGUGACAGCUGUUUUCCACACCGAUGUGUCUGUACGCUUAACUACGGCAGCACCCCACCUAGAAUUGCAACAGACUUAAGCUAUCCUCGGUUAUAUAAUGAAUGUGCUUGUAGCUCCUUUUAGUGUGGUGAUAAACGGAGGGUUUUUCUCAUUCAACUCAGGAAAUUAGCUUGAUGGUUAGCUAGAUAGCAGCAGGUUAAGACGUAGCGGAACAUUCAUUCCUCACGAAGAAAAAAAAACAACAGGCUCAACAGCCGUUUCACUUGAAUUAUUCACCUUGUUGGAAAGUUUGACAAUCAUGUCCUCCAGCCCCCCACACAACUUCUCCUGGGUAGAGCCAGGCAAACUGGCAGGACUGGCAAUGCCCAGGAUGACAUGUGAAUACCAGUACCUGCUGGACAAUGGAAUAAAACACCUGGUUUGCCUGUGUGAGAGAAAACCACCGUACCAUGACUCGUGCCCAGAGUUGCAGCUGCACCACAUCAAGAUAGCUGACUUCACUCCUCCUUCACCGAGUCAGAUUGAUAGAUUCCUUUCUAUCGUGGAAGAGGCCAACUCCAAGGGGGAGGGCGUAGGAGUUCACUGCAUGCAUGGCCAUGGCAGAACAGGGACCAUGCUGGCCUGUUACCUGGUGAAGACGAGGAAGAUUUCAGGCAUUGAAGCCAUCAAUGAGAUCCGCAGACUUCGGCGGGGCUCAAUCGAAACUCAUGAACAAGAAAAAGCAGUGGUACAGUUUUACCAGCGCACAAAGUAACUUUUACACAGGGACUAAACCAACAGUUUUGCAUCUGUUAGGAAGCAAACAUCCAAUGAUUAUUAUUACUUUUAAUAAGUACAAAAUAAUAGAAAGAAGUGCCUCAGUUAUACUUCUAAAUUAAUACUUUAUUGGCUAGGAUUAGGAAAAUACAAAAAAGUAUGUUUAAACAAGCAACAA
Molecule: messenger RNA, 963 nt
Organism: Toxotes jaculatrix (banded archerfish)
Lineage: Eukaryota; Metazoa; Chordata; Actinopteri; Toxotidae
Gene: dusp23b
Product: dual specificity phosphatase 23b
Exons: 4
Coding region: 328-783 (151 amino acids)
Biological process (GO): protein dephosphorylation; cilium assembly
Molecular function (GO): protein tyrosine/serine/threonine phosphatase activity
Source: RefSeq, a predicted model, not a curated record